Messenger RNA from Trichomonas vaginalis G3, 427 nucleotides. Its product is annotated as organellar and viral DNA polymerase type B. The record is from RefSeq and is a predicted model, not a curated record. The annotation marks the transcript as partial. The transcript has a single exon. Lineage: Eukaryota; Parabasalia; Trichomonadida; Trichomonadidae.
AUGACUAUUGCUGCAUAUGCGUAUGAAACAAAUGAAGCAAGAAGAGCACAUGAACUAGUAAACGAAAACUCAACUUUAACCAUUGAAGGCAAUGAUUUAGUCAUUGACGAUGGAAAAACUAAAAAAGUCAUUGAUUUCGAUACUUUUAACACUUAUGACCCAUUCAUUACAACAAGCAAGGUUCCCAUCAUAAAUGAUGGAACGGUGCAAUAUAUAAAUUCAACAGUAAAUGCCUCAUUAGUGAAAGUACUGAAUGUUCUCAUUGAAUUGUUAAAGAGCUUUCGAUUUGACGACAGCAUUAAAUGCCUAAAGAAUUUAGUCAUGAAUGAGAAACAAAUUCUCGGCGUUGCUGGUAGCAGUAAUGAUGUACACCUUAUGACAUUAGAAUAUUAUAACGAACAUAAAGAUGAACUGAAAGGAGAGAAGG